Molecule: messenger RNA, 402 nt
Organism: Triplophysa rosa
Lineage: Eukaryota; Metazoa; Chordata; Actinopteri; Cypriniformes; Nemacheilidae
Product: phospholipid phosphatase 4-like
Exons: 3
Biological process (GO): phospholipid metabolic process
Molecular function (GO): phosphatidate phosphatase activity
Source: RefSeq, a predicted model, not a curated record
GCACACUCUGUCACAGCUGUAUCUCUGUCUUUUGUUUUUCAGCUGUAUCUCUUGCACUGGCUUUGAAUGGAGUCUUCACAAAUACCCUCAAGUUGAUAGUUGGCAGGCCAAGGCCGGACUACUUCCACCGCUGUUUCCCUGAUGGUCAGAUGAACCCCAAGAUGCUGUGCACUGGAGAGCCAGACUUGGUGUCUGAAGGUCGCAAAAGUUUUCCCAGCAGCCACUCCUCCUUUGCUUUCUCUGGCCUGGGUUUUACCUCAUUCUACUUGGCGGGCAAGUUGCAGUGCUUCACGGAUGCUGGGCGCGGGCGCAGUUGGCGACUCUGUGCCAUGGUCCUGCCCCUCUACAGUGCCAUGAUGAUUGCCUUGUCUCGCACCUGCGACUACAAGCAUCACUGGCAAG